Argiope bruennichi is the source of this 669-nucleotide messenger RNA. RefSeq names its product adult-specific rigid cuticular protein 15.7-like. Lineage: Eukaryota; Metazoa; Arthropoda; Arachnida; Araneae; Araneidae. The transcript has 3 exons. Gene Ontology annotation, cellular component: chitin-based extracellular matrix. Bases 20 to 595 code for a protein of 191 amino acids. The record is from RefSeq and is a predicted model, not a curated record. Gene Ontology annotation, molecular function: structural constituent of chitin-based larval cuticle.
CACCAAGAAGAAAUCUAAAAUGUUCGCUAAGGUCGCUAUCCUUCUCGCAGCCGUCGCUGCUGCCCAGGCUUCCGUCUUGUACGGAGGACACGCUGCUUUGGUCAACACCGGUGUUAGCACCAGUGCACGAUCUCAGGAUGCAUUCGGCAACUACGCUUUCAACUAUGGAAUCCAGGACGGACUCGGUGCCACCAACUCCCGCGCCGAAGUAGGAGAUGCCCACGGAAACAAAAAGGGAUCCUACACCAUUGCCGACAUCGACGGACGAGCCCGACGAGUCGACUACGUUGCUGACGGACACGGAUUCCGAGCUGUUGUUAAGACUAACGAACCCGGAACCGCCGCCAGCGCACCAGCAGCCGCUCUCGUCGCCAGCCCCUACGCCGGACCCGUUGCCCCAGUCGUCAACCACGUAGCCCCUGCUGCCACCGUUGUCGAACAUGCUGCCACCUACGCUGCUCCUUUGGCUGUUGCUGCCCCAGUUGCUUAUGGAGGAGUGAUCGCACAUGGAGCCGCCCUUGCUGCCCCCGUUGCUUACGAUGGAGUGCUCGGACAUGGUUUUGGAUUAGGAUAUGGCAAAGCCCUCAUCCAUUAAAAAUUACUCACAAAAUUUGGAGCAAACACCAAAAAUUUUUGAACAGCAUAAUUAAUCGAAGAAAUAUAUUUAUU